Anisakis simplex (herring worm) is the source of this 687-nucleotide messenger RNA. The record is from the annotation of a GenBank genome assembly. NCBI's taxonomy places the organism in Eukaryota, Metazoa, Nematoda, Chromadorea, Rhabditida, Anisakidae.
AUGCUCUCAAGUUUGAAUUCGGCAUUAGCUCGACUAUCGUUGAGCGGUCAGACAUCGACGUAUGUUUCGAAAAUGUUCGCGUCAGGACGAUGGUGGCCACAACCUCAGAGUGCAGUGAAUUCGAUACGCACUUUUAGUGGAAACUCGAAUGGCACAACACUCACAAAAGACUCUGCGAUCAAGAAAAAUGCCUGUGAAAGUCAAAUUUUGAGUGUCUCUCAAGACGCGAAUGAAUGCUCAAUUGAGGAAACAUGUUCAAACGUUGAUCGCCGGAACAGCGAACCGGUUGACUUGGAGCUGUUUCGUGAGCAGGCCGCACCCGUCUACGCGCAGCCACGUGGCACCGGUCAUAAGGUCUACAAGACGGAACGGGGUAAAAACGGUGAAUUGCUAGCGGACUAUGUGCUAUUUGAAGACUCGAUGAAUAAAGCGAAAGUGACCUGGAAUCAGUACUCGACGUUGAGCAGUGAGGAACGUGAUAUUUAUAUGGCGCAUUUGAAGGCGUUGAGAACGCGACGACUUUGGUAUAAAGAUCCGAAGAGCGGAUAUCGUGUGAUGUGCUCAUCACAGUUGUUGUUGAAUGGUAAAUGUUGUGGCAACGGUUGUAGACAUUGUCCGUAUCAACACGAAAACGCGAAGCCUGAAAUUAGAAAACGUCGAAAAUGGAACGGCGCCUUCUAUGUCUGA